AUGAGCGAGAAGCCGGUAGAUGGCGGCAUGGUCGGACCGACGUUCGCAGCGAUCAUAGGGCGCCAGUUUAAGAACCUGCGACACUCCGACAGAUUCUGGUAUGAGACGCCGGAUGAAAGAAUUGGUUUCACACCAGCACAAAUAAACGAGCUGAAGAAAAUCACCCUGUCAAGGAUUCUCUGUGACAACACCCAUAUCCCACACAUCCAGAAGGAUGUUUUCAAAGUUCCAAGUCAAUGGAACCGUGUUCUGGACUGCCGGUCUGCUGCCAUUCCCGUCCUGAAUCUGAGCCUGUGGAAGGAGAACGUCUUCGUGGUGUCGUGA
Messenger RNA from Haliotis rubra (blacklip abalone), 324 nucleotides. Its product is annotated as peroxidase-like. The transcript is spliced from 3 exons. Gene Ontology annotation, molecular function: peroxidase activity; heme binding. Bases 1 to 324 code for a protein of 107 amino acids. The record is from RefSeq and is a predicted model, not a curated record. NCBI's taxonomy places the organism in Eukaryota, Metazoa, Mollusca, Gastropoda, Lepetellida, Haliotidae. Gene Ontology annotation, biological process: response to oxidative stress.